ACGAGAAGCGCCAUGGCAUCUUUGGGGCUGCAGAUUUUAGGAGUUGCCCUGUCCUCUGUUGGGUUGCUUGGGUCUAUCAUGACCUGCAUCCUUCCAAUGUGGAGGGUUACAGCUUUCAUCGGCAACAACAUCGUGACGGCGCAGAUCGUUUGGGAGGGACUGUGGAUGUCCUGUGUGGUUCAGACCACGGGGCACAUGCAGUGCAAAGUGUACGAUUCAUUGCUCGCCCUGUCCGCGGACCUGCAAGCCGCGCGCGCUUCGCUCGUCCUCUCCAUCGUGCUCUCUGUCUUCGCCAUUCUCCUGGCGGUCGUAGGAGGCAAAUGCACCACCUGCAUCGAGAACAAAACCGUCAAGGCAAGAGUUGUCAUAUCUGCAGGGCUGUUUUUCAUCAUCAGUGGACUGCUGUGUCUCACACCCGUCUGCUGGUCAGCGCACGCCAUCAUCCGGGACUUCUACAACCCGCUCUUGAUGGACUCUGAAAGGACAAAGUGCGAAGACAUGGCAGCUUUCGGUCUGGAGUUAGUGGGAGUCACGCUCUCGGUUCUUGGCUGGCUUCUCAGCAUUGUGUGCUGUGCUUUGCCCAUGUGGAGGGUCACCGCGUUCAUCGGUAACAACAUUGUCACGGCGCAGGUGUACUGGGAGGGAAUCUGGAUGAGCUGUGUGAUUCAGAGUACUGGACAGACGCAGUGUAAAGUCUACGACUCCAUGUUGGCUCUUCCCGCAGACCUACAGGCGGCCCGUGCUCUGGUGGUGGUGUCCAUCAUUGUGGGUGUCCUUGCGCUCUUUGUCGCUAUAGUCGGGGCAAAGUGCACCAACUGCAUUGAAGAUGAAGGAGCCAAAGCCCGUGUGAUGAUCAGCUCUGGUGCUGCUUUCAUAACGGCUGCGGUCAUGCAGCUUAUUCCAGUGUCCUGGUCAGCCCACACCAUUAUUUUAGAGUUCUACAGUCCUCUUAUUCUAGAAGCUCAGAAGAGAGAAAUAGGUGCAUCUCUGUACCUCGGCUGGGCCGCCGCGGCACUGUUGCUGGUCGGAGGCUCCAUCCUGUGCUGCAGUUGCCCACCUAAGGAUAAGACAAGGUACCCACCGCAAAGUCGUAUUGCCUACUCAGCCCCCCACUCAAUGGCUCCGAGUACCUACAACAAAAGAGACUAUGUCUGAGGACCUCAGAACACUUAGAUUUUUUCUUUCAUUGAAAGAUAAUUGUGAGUUGAGUUGGAGGUAACUCAAAAUGUAGUUUACUUUUUCUCCAUGUGACUAUUUCUACAUGCUGUUGUUUUGUCCAAUGAGUGUCCAUUGUCACUCCACACUUUUUUUU
Carassius carassius (crucian carp) is the source of this 1312-nucleotide messenger RNA. RefSeq names its product claudin 3d (gene cldn3d). Gene Ontology annotation, cellular component: plasma membrane; bicellular tight junction. Bases 13 to 1155 code for a protein of 380 amino acids. The record is from RefSeq and is a predicted model, not a curated record. Lineage: Eukaryota; Metazoa; Chordata; Actinopteri; Cypriniformes; Cyprinidae. Gene Ontology annotation, molecular function: structural molecule activity. Gene Ontology annotation, biological process: bicellular tight junction assembly; cell adhesion. The transcript is spliced from 2 exons.